Molecule: messenger RNA, 525 nt
Organism: Calidris pugnax (ruff)
Lineage: Eukaryota; Metazoa; Chordata; Aves; Charadriiformes; Scolopacidae
Gene: S100B
Product: S100 calcium binding protein B
Biological process (GO): positive regulation of canonical NF-kappaB signal transduction; positive regulation of cell population proliferation
Cellular component (GO): nucleus; cytoplasm
Molecular function (GO): RAGE receptor binding; S100 protein binding
Source: RefSeq, a predicted model, not a curated record
AUGUAUGGAGUGUGGGCUCCAGUGCUGCUGACACAUGGAGGGUGCUCUGGGGUGGCCGUGCUUGCAAAGCAAAAGGCAUCACUGGAGCUUGCCUAGGCUAAUGCACCCAUCGCUCCCUCUGACCUCGUGUCUAGGGAAGCUGUGACCAUGUCUGAGCUGGAAAAGGCCAUGAUUGUAAUCACUGAUGCCUUCCACCAGUACUCAGGAAAGGAGGGAAACAAGCACAAGCUGAAGAAAUCAGAACUAAAGGCUGAGUUGACCCAUUUCCUUGGAGAUCAAAGACCUGUGGACAAAGUCAUGGAGGCUCUGGACAGCGAUGAGGAUGCAGAGUGUGACUUCCAGGAGUUUGUAGCGUUUGUUGUGAUGGUCACCGCUGCUUGCCAUGAGCUCCUUGAGCAUGAGUGAGAUGGUAGGAAGCAGGUGAACACCUCCUGCUCAUGCUGGAGAGAUGCAGAGCAGCAUCACUCCUCCAGGAAAAAGACUGGCUGUAACAGCUCCUUGGAGCUAGUCUUAAGCAGCUCACGA